Messenger RNA from Drosophila elegans, 971 nucleotides. It is a transcript of the gene Pef, whose product is annotated as peflin. The transcript is spliced from 5 exons. Lineage: Eukaryota; Metazoa; Arthropoda; Insecta; Diptera; Drosophilidae. Gene Ontology annotation, molecular function: calcium ion binding. The record is from RefSeq and is a predicted model, not a curated record. Gene Ontology annotation, biological process: COPII vesicle coat assembly. Bases 97 to 696 code for a protein of 199 amino acids.
ACAGUGUUGGCUAACGCCUGAUUUGUCAUCUGUGGUUUUAUUAAUUUUGUUUUGUCAAUCAAGUUCCAAUUAGAAUUGAAAUAGGCUCGUGACAAAAUGUCGUAUGGACAAGGUUAUAAUCCGUAUGGUCAGCCCGGUGGAGGCUAUGCCGCCCCGCCCGGAGCAUUUCCACCGCAAAAUGCCCAGGUUUCUCCGCAGGCCCAGCAAUGGUUCGCAAUGGUGGAUCGCGACCGGUCUGGAAAGAUUAACGCCUCCGAGUUGCAGGCCGCCCUGGUAAAUGGGCGUGGCGAUCACUUCUCGGAUAACGCAUGCAAACUGAUGAUAAGCAUGUUCGACAACGAUGCCAGCGGCACCAUUGAUGUGUAUGAGUUUGAGAAGCUCUACAACUAUAUCAACCAGUGGCUGCAAGUCUUCAAGACCUACGACCAGGACGCCUCUGGACAUAUCGAGGAGCAUGAGCUUACACAGGCCUUCACCCAGAUGGGCUUUCGCUUUACGCCUGAGUUCAUCAAUUUUCUGGUGAAGAAGAGCGAUCCGCAGGCACACAAGGAGGUGUCCGUGGACCAGUUCAUCGUGCUCUGUGUUCAGGUGCAGCGCUUCACCGAGGCUUUCAGGCAGCGGGACACCCAACAGAAUGGAACCAUCACAAUUGGCUUCGAGGACUUCCUGACCGUGGCCAUUGGCUGCUCGUACUGAUUUAUCAAGGCAACCGAUCCAAGGGAACUAAAAUCCAUACUCUUGCACACACACUACAGGCAUCAGAUUCCGCGCUUGAUGCAUUUUCUUUAAAUUUCUACGGUGUUUGUUAGCUUUUUAAUAUGUAAUGCAUAAUUUCACUCAACAGUCACAUUGCAAUCUCCUGGUACCAGAAUCCAAUUUCAAAAGUAUUUGUUAUCGCAGUUCGACUCAAUCAUAGUACAAAGUCUCUUGCGCCUAAUAAUAAACUAUACACAUGUAUUUUUAAAAGUUAA